AUGUCGGGAAAGCUCUUGACUAUUGUUCUUCUCGGGCUCGGCCUUGUCAAUGCAAGCCCCAUUGUGAAGCGUUCAGUGGCAACUGACAUCACCACUAUUACUAGUGACGUUCAAAAAUUGGACUCAGAUGUCACUGGCUGGGACGGGUCCCUUCUCACCGCGCUUCCGUUACUCAGCGAUGUUACUACAAUCAAGGAUGAUAUCAACACGGCCAUCACCGAUACGAACUCUUCAUCUGCAUUUAGCUCAAGCGACAGCACCACAGUUACAAAUGAAAUAGUGGCAUUGCAGCCCAUUAUCGCGACAACUCUCAACGAUCUAGUCGCCAAAGCUUCUGAUGUUUCAGCAAUUGGCUUCACAAGCACCGUACAGUCAAAUCUGGAGGAUCUGAAGACCCUCGCUGAUCAGCUCACUGCCGCGUUGGACUCCAAGGUCACUUCAUCUGAUGCAUCCUCGAUUGAGACCGCCGCAACCGCUAUCGACUCGUCAUUUGCCAGUGCCAUCUCUGCUUAUUAG
Talaromyces rugulosus is the source of this 516-nucleotide messenger RNA. RefSeq lists its product as uncharacterized. The transcript has 2 exons. The coding region runs from base 1 to 516 and encodes 171 amino acids. NCBI's taxonomy places the organism in Eukaryota, Fungi, Ascomycota, Eurotiomycetes, Eurotiales, Trichocomaceae. The record is from RefSeq and is a predicted model, not a curated record. Gene Ontology annotation, cellular component: extracellular region.